Messenger RNA from Ochotona princeps (American pika), 864 nucleotides. RefSeq names its product potassium channel tetramerization domain containing 5 (gene KCTD5). Gene Ontology annotation, molecular function: cullin family protein binding. Bases 47 to 751 code for a protein of 234 amino acids. Gene Ontology annotation, cellular component: cytoplasm; Cul3-RING ubiquitin ligase complex. The transcript is spliced from 6 exons. NCBI's taxonomy places the organism in Eukaryota, Metazoa, Chordata, Mammalia, Lagomorpha, Ochotonidae. The record is from RefSeq and is a predicted model, not a curated record. Gene Ontology annotation, biological process: protein homooligomerization; proteasome-mediated ubiquitin-dependent protein catabolic process.
GGGCACGCUUCCGGCGCCGUGCGCUGCGGCGGGGCUUGCUGGGAUCAUGGCGGAGAACCACUGUGAGCUGCUGCCGCCGGCCCCGGGCGGCCUCGGGGCGGGGCUGGGGGGCGGCCUGUGCCGCCGCUGCAGCGCGGGGCUCGGCGCCCUGGCCCAGCGCCCCAGCUGUGUGUCCAAGUGGGUCCGGCUCAACGUGGGCGGCACCUAUUUCCUCACCACUCGACAGACGCUGUGCCGGGACCCCAAGUCCUUCCUGUACCGCCUGUGCCAGGCCGACCCGGACCUGGACUCGGACAAGGAUGAAACAGGUGCCUACUUGAUCGACAGAGAUCCCACCUACUUUGGGCCUGUGCUGAACUAUCUGAGGCAUGGGAAGCUAGUCAUCAACAAAGACCUCGCCGAGGAAGGAGUAUUGGAGGAAGCAGAAUUUUACAAUAUCACCUCACUAAUAAAACUUGUAAAGGAUAAAAUUAGAGAACGAGACAGCAAAACAUCACAGGUGCCCGUGAAGCAUGUGUACCGUGUGCUGCAGUGUCAGGAGGAAGAGCUCACGCAGAUGGUGUCCACCAUGUCUGACGGCUGGAAGUUUGAGCAGCUGGUCAGCAUCGGCUCCUCUUACAAUUAUGGAAAUGAAGACCAGGCUGAAUUCCUUUGUGUGGUCUCCAAGGAGCUGCACAACACUCCGUACGGUACGAGCAGCGAGCCCAGUGAGAAGGCCAAGAUUUUGCAGGAACGGGGUUCAAGGAUGUGAGAGGCAGUGCCGACAGCUCAAGAAACCAUUUACUUUUUCCCAAGAUGCAAUGAGCCGCCAUGUCCAGGAAGCUUGGCCGUGAGAAGAAAUCUGCUUUUGAUUAUUUUUCUAGA